Molecule: messenger RNA, 279 nt
Organism: Symbiodinium sp. CCMP2456
Lineage: Eukaryota; Dinophyceae; Suessiales; Symbiodiniaceae
Source: the annotation of a GenBank genome assembly
GCCCCGACCUUGUACCGGCUGAAGGCCAACAAGUAUGCACAUUGCUACGGUGCUCCGCAACGUGGAGCAGGGCGCAGCUUACAGCACUUGGCGCCCUACCUGGCCGGUGCUGUGCUGGCAGGCUUGGCAGUGUUCUUUGUGGUGAUUCCCGUGAGCUUCAACCGGAGCUAUGAAGCUUCCAAGAAGCGCUACGAGGAUUUCGCGAGGAAGAAUUCCGAGCACGCGGAGAUGCUGGAGCGACAGUUCGACAGGGGCCAGUUCUCGCGGCGGCGCGAGUGA